Molecule: messenger RNA, 7325 nt
Organism: Salvelinus namaycush (lake trout)
Lineage: Eukaryota; Metazoa; Chordata; Actinopteri; Salmoniformes; Salmonidae
Product: arf-GAP with GTPase, ANK repeat and PH domain-containing protein 3-like
Exons: 18
Coding region: 437-3262 (941 amino acids)
Cellular component (GO): nucleus
Molecular function (GO): GTP binding; protein binding; GTPase activity
Source: RefSeq, a predicted model, not a curated record
GAUUUAAUUUCAACGCAGAAACAACGGAUUCAGUAGGCAGUGGACCCGGGCGUCUUGCCGAAGCCAAGCCCAUUGUCUGCUUUUGACAGAGCAGCCAAGGAAAACCGUUCGAUUAAAUCACUAAAAGGGAGCGGAUAGCCACGAAAAGGAGUAUCUAGUAGUAGGUAGGCAUUGCGGUUUGUGAUUUACAGAAAAGGGCAGGACACGGCCAAAUCGCUUAGUACAUAGCUUAUAACGGAAAAUGAACCACAUCAAGUUUUAAUAAUAUGAGUAAGAACCGCGUUGUGUUGCAAUUGGCGACCAAUUGAUGCGUCUGUGCCGUCGUUUUCAGACCACUAGUUCCCGCGGACUCCUUUUGAUCACAUCAUUUUGAAAUUGUUACAUCGGGUCUAUUCAUUUAUUUUCCUAUUGUAAAGAGUUACUUGUUCAAACCAAGAUGAAUUUCCAAUCUGGGUCGGUGUCCGGUAUCUCGCAGCAGUCCCAACCGGCCAUGUCCACCCCAGGCACGGUCCCAGCGCCCGUUCCGGUACCAGUACCCCAGUCCAUCCCGUCCCAGUUCGGAUCAGGAUCAUCCGGAGGCUCAGGGCAGGGUCAGUUCGGUUCGGGAACAGUAUCGGGCCAGGCUUCCCAGGCCGGCCAACAAGGCAACCAGCAGUUUGUUUUGUCCAACUCGGCAGCCAUCCGGGCUGAGAUCCAUCGGUUCGAAUCGGUCCACCCGAACAUUUACUCAAUCUACGACCUGAUCGAACGCAUUGAUGACCUAGCCCUCCAGAACCAGAUCCGAGAACAUGUGAUCUCUAUUGAAGACUCUUUCGUCAACAGCCAAGAAUGGACAUUGAGUCGAUCAGUGCCAGAGCUCAAAGUGGGUAUUGUGGGUAAUCUGUCGAGCGGGAAAUCGGCCCUUGUCCACCGGUACCUGACAGGCACGUACGUGCAGGAGGAAUCCCCUGAAGGUGGUCGGUUCAAGAAGGAGAUGGUGGUUGAUGGACAGAGCUACCUGCUGCUGAUCAGAGACGAGGGAGGCCCCCCGGAGCUGCAGUUUGCAGCGUGGGUAGACGCUGUGGUGUUUGUCUUCAGUCUGGAGGAUGAGAUCAGUUUCCAGACAGUCUACAACUACUUCCUGCGUCUGUCCAGCUACAGGAACACAGCAGAGGUCCCCAUGGUCCUGGUCGGGACGCAAGAUGCCAUCAGUGCUGCCAACCCCAGAGUGAUCGAUGACUCACGGGCCAGGAAGCUGUCCAACGACCUGAAGCGUUCCACCUACUACGAGACUUGCUCCACCUACGGCCUCAAUGUGGAGAGAGUCUUCCAAGAUGUUGCCCAGAAGGUGGUGGCUCUGAGGAAAAAGCAGCAGCUGUCUAUUGGUCCGUGCAAGUCCCUUCCCAACUCGCCUAGCCACUCAUCAGUCCCCAACGCAUCCCUCCCCUCUGUGCAUAUUAACCAGGCGGCGAAUGGCGGGGUUGCGUUCAGCGACUACUCCUCCUCGGUGCCUUCCACUCCCAGCAUCAGCCAGAGGGAGAUGCGCAUCGAGACCAUCGCCGCCUCCAACACGCCCACACCCAUCCGCAAGCAGUCCAAGCGCCGCUCCAACAUCUUCACAUCACGGAAAGCCAACAGUGAACAGGCAAAGACCACUGACAGUAAAACAGAUAGCAUAGGCAGUGGAAGGGCCAUACCCAUCAAACAGGGCAUCCUUCUGAAGAGAAGUGGGAAGUCCCUGAACAAGGAGUGGAAGAAGAAAUACGUCACACUUUGUGACAACGGCCUCCUCACCUACCACCCAAGUUUACAUGACUACAUGCAGAACGUGCACGGGAAAGAGAUUGACCUGUUGAGGACCACGGUCAAGGUGCCAGGGAAACGACCACCCAGAGCGGUCACCACUAUCGCCCCCACCGCCAGUCCCAAGACAAACGGGCUGACCAAGGACCGCAGCACCAUGCAGCUGGGCGUAGGCACCACAGGUGCGCCCCAUUCUAACAGCAAUACAUCCCUCCAGUCAGAGCGUUCGGUCAGCGGAGGAGGUCUGGUGGGCUUCGGUGGCAGUAAGGACAGCAUGCACCAACGCUCCUUCUCUGUUUCCAGUGCCGACCAAUGGAACGAGGCCGUCAUCAACACCAGUGCAAGCACCGGGGCCGCCAACGGGAUGGGCGAGCCCCUAACCUGCAGCUCUGGAGUGGGCAGUGCUACCAGUCCCAAGCUGGAGCCUCCCCCCUCACCUCACGCCAACCGCAAGAAACACAGACGGAAAAAGAGCACGGGCAUCACCAAGCCAGACGGGCCGUCUACAGGCAAUGAAGAGUCGGAGGAGUCGUUUGAGUUCAUUAUCGUGUCUCUGACGGGCCAGAUGUGGCAUUUCGAGGCGUCUACGUUUGAGGAGAGGGAGCUGUGGGUCACAGCCAUCGAGAGCCAGAUCUUUGCCAGCCUGCAGUCCUGCGAGAGCAUGAAGAAUAAGUCCCGGUUAGGCAGCCAAAGUGAUGCAGCGUCCAUUCAGUCCAUAAGGAACGUGAGAGGGAACAGCAUCUGUGUGGACUGUGAUGCAGCCAACCCGGAUUGGGCCAGUCUUAACCUGGGGGCUCUGAUCUGUAUCGAGUGUUCAGGGAUCCACAGGAACCUGGGGACCCACCUGUCAAGGGUCCGCUCCCUGGACCUGGAUGACUGGCCCGUGGGGCUCAGCAUGGUGAUGAUGGCUAUAGGCAACGCUAUGGCCAACAGUGUCUGGGAGGGGGCCCUGGAGGGGUACACGAAGGUGGGCGCUGACAGCACCAGGGAGGAAAGGGAGCGGUGGAUCCGGGCUAAGUAUGAGCAGAAGCUGUUCCUGGUGGGUCUCCCCCAGUCGGAUGUGCCCCUGGGGCAGCAGCUGCUCCGGGCCGUGGUGGAGGACGACCUGAGGCUGGUGGUGCUGCUGCUGGCCCACGGCACCAAGGAGGAGGUCAACGAGACGUACGGAGACGGGGACGGACGCACCGCCCUGCAUCUGUCCUGUGCCAUGGCCAACGUGGUCAUCACCCAGCUCCUCAUCUGGUACGGUGUGGACGUGAAAAGUCGGGACGCGCGCGGCCAGACGCCGCUGUCCUGCGCCCGGCGGGCAGGAAGCCAGGAGUGUUCUGACAUCCUGCUCCAGCACGGCUGCCCCAAUGACCCGGUCAGCAGCCUCACCACCCCCAACAUGAGCCGCAGAAACCCCAAUGUUAACCCCAACCCUAACGUCAACAACAACAAUGCCCUCAGUGAGCUCAACCGCAGUGUCAGUAUAAUGUAGGACCAGGAGUGGAUCAUCCCAGAGCAGACCGGAGUAGACUUGACUCACCGAUCACCAAGGCCGUGAACAUAAACACACUGUGUCCCCAUAGAAGACCCAGUGACCGUACUACUCUCCCAGUCCCCAUUCUCCUCCUAUUCCGCUUCAUACUGUGUAACCUAAACUGAAUGACUGACAGUGGAGGCUUUUUUGGGCGCAACGGACAGGAUAGAGAUAUUCCAAGAUGCUGAGAGAGGCAGGCUUACCUGGUGGACAUUGUAUAUUGUACUUGUUUGGCUGUUGUUUUCUCAUAUCAUUGGCACAGCGGUACUGUCUGUGAGUAACAAUCAUGAUCAGUUUAAAGCUUUUUAUUGUUAUUAAGCAUCAACCAAAUGAAUGGCUCACCCCUCCCCUCUCUAGUAAAACAGUUAAUUUCUAUGCUUGAACAUUUUCUUUCCUGUCUUCCUCUGUUGGAGCCAAACUGUGUUUAUAUUGUGCUGUUUGAUGAAAUGACAAACUCCCUCCCAUAAUGCUUUUAUCCCUAUAUAGAGAAAGAUAAACACCUUCGUAACAUUUUGCUUUUAGAUACUCCAAAGGAACUUCCAUGUUGGACGCACAGCGUUUACUGAGUGGUAUCAUCCAUAGUCAUACAGGAAAGAAACUAUUCCUAUAGAUAGUGUAAUAGGGUUUACAACAAGUCCUCCAUAGCCCACCAAUUUCAGAAUUCAGAAGGUUCUAAAUUAACCAGUUAGUAUUGGUACUAUGAAGCCAUCAAACUCUUGACAUGCCAUUCAUGUAAAAAAGCAACGCAUGUCUAGGUGGAAGGUCAAAAAUGAUUGAAAUACUUUACUUACGGGCAAAAGGUUUAAAUCAUAAUUUGACAUUUCAGAGAUGAUUGCACAAUGGGAGAAUUUUGGGAGAUAGUUAAGUGAGUCAUUUGUUCUUCCACCCUGAUCACGUCCCGCUUGCAAAUCAUCCAUGAUUAUAAGGGAAUUGAGGGUCUGUUUUAUGAGCAUCAUGUCGAUUGGUUUUUGUAAAAAUGCCUCUUCAAUCAGAAAUCAUUCAGAGGAAUGAUUGAAGGAAGGAAAUUGUAUCAUUAAGAGAUCUUUGUUGGAGUAAUUUUUGGAUGGAUUUGAAGAGUGUUGAUAACUAUUUGACACAGAUCACAUAACCUGGCCCCUGCAGGCAUAAUGGAAUGUCUGUUCACCUCUUGUAGCCGAAGGCCCUGUAUAUUGGUACUCAUGAUUAUAUGUCUUUUGUUGAUGUGAACUAUGUGGUGCGUGUGUGGGUGUGUGCGGUGCACAUGUGUGUGCGCGUGUGUGAAUGAAGGAGAGACAGGAAGUGACUGGGUAAAUCUGUGUACGGACACCAUUGGGAGAAAAGGCCAGCAUUUAUAGUUGCUUGACUAAAAGGUUUUUGGAGCAAAAAAAGGUGUUUUCAAGUACAGACCACUGUAACAAGCAGGGGUUGGAACCGAAAACAGGAAAAUAACAUUUUUGUGAAACAGAAGCGAGGAAAUUAUCUAUACUGUUCCAGAACAGACCUGUUAUUUUAAAAGCAUGGUAACCGGUUAAUAAUGUUAUUUUAUGUUUCGGGGGAUUUUUUUCCAGGCACACAAAGAAAUGCAACAAAGAGCCUAUGCAAAGCCCUCACUCUGUCACUCAGAAACGUAUUCCAGUGCCUGCAAGCUGGAAAUCUUUGCCUGUGUGUGUUUAGGCUACCCCCCCCCCCCCUCCUCCCCCCCCGAAGCAUAGGCUACUGUACUGACAUUACAAGUGUGAUUCAGAAGACGGGGAGAGAUUUUUUAUUGGCUAGAGAAGAAUGGAUUCACUUUUUUCAAUGCUAGUUAAGGAUACUAUAGUUAUCACGUUUCACAUUGGAUUUAUUAACUACGAAAAGGAAGACGUUUUAAUUAUGGUGCCGCUCUGCACAAACAAGCUUGUUAACUAGCUCUGGUCCAGCAUUAAGCCAGCCCUCGGAACUCUCAGAGUGGACCGGACUGACCAAUCACCAAGGCCCAGCGCUUGCAUAGAAACCGCUCCUCUGUAGGUAGGGUAUAAUUCGGUGGGAUUAAUUCGGAUAAUGCAUGUCAUAACAAGCCAAGCCUCCUCCUCCACCCUCUCGCUCUCCCCACCCAGGGGAAUCGCAUCUCGCCCCCUACACUUGUCUGUCCAUCACACAUGUUAACAACUAGUUUGCCCGCUCCAUAGCAAGCUGCUCUAUCUGCACUGAUUGGUGAAGUAAUUUAUUGAACUAAAUGUAAAAAACUGUUCAUUCCACAGGCCAAAAAGGAAUGAUAGAAAAUGGAAUGGUUCAGUACUUUAUUUUGCUGGUCGGAACAGUGGAACGGAAUAAAAUAAAGUGGUGGUUCUGUUCAGAACGAAACGAUUGGAAAGUACAAUUGGUUGGUUGGUUCCAACCCCUAGUAAACAGUAGCUCGUCCUCCAAUAAGACUUAUCCUGAAGUGGUGUGGAUUAACGUUGACUACUGGAGUCGUUUUGAAGCUUUCCCUCUCAAUUCCUCUACAACCAAUGUGACUUUAACGAACCAUCCAACCCCUCACCCUUACUCAAGGGACCAAAACAGGUACAUUCAAGUGUCAAACCAUGGAGAUAAAGACUAAAAGGGUCAAGAUGGGAUGGAGAGAAAAGCCAAGAUAACUUGACAGUUUUUAUGGUAAUUCUUCAUGAUAAUAUCAUAUGUGUAUAUAUAUAGACGAGACAAAACAAGAUGGAGGAGGGACUUUCACAACAGGAACAUUCAAGUGGUAUUGGCAUAAAGUAUAUAGAGACAUUUCAUUUUCCUCGCUCUUCUGCCGUUUUAAGGUUUGAAAUUAAAACCCAGUUUUCUGGUCUUUAAAUGUACUAUGGCAGUGUUUAUGUUUACAGGGCAAAGGCUCUUCAUAUUAACGCUGUUACAUUAUCUACAUGGUUUUGUUAUUUCCCAGCAGGCUAAACUGGUUGGAAUUACGUUAGUACAACCUGGUUACAACCAUAUUAUAACCUGGUUGUAAACUGGUUGUAAUGAGGACAUUUAAACCAGCUUUGCCCCCCCCCCCCCCCCUCCCCCGCUGUGUUCCCUCAGUAUUUGUAGUUUAUUGAAACCCACAAGAUAUAAAGAUGUGGUCAAUCAGGAAUAGUGUCAAAUACAGUAUUCACUUUCAUCCCUGUUGGCCUGAAUUGGCCCUCAGAUUCAACCAAAUUACAUUUAGACUGAUGGUCAACAGAGCUUGUAGACAGCCUUACGUUAUAACUACAUUGACGAGUUGACCUUUUCCUUUGGUGUACAGUAGGUGUACAGUACGUGUACACACCACCAUGGCACCAACGUAUUUCAAUGAAUUCUCAAGUACAUUUCAAAGUAUGUCUGAUAUACGGUAGUAGAUUAUUUCCUAUAGAGGAGUUUGAGGUAUAUACUUACCUGAUGCCAUAGGACCAUAUUCACCCUUGUAAUAUUUCCCUUCCCCACUACUCUUAACGCUGCCUGACUAUAACCAUUAUUCUAAGCAAAAUGUUUCCCCCCAAAGACGGGCUGUUCUGAUAUGGCACCCUAUUGCCUAAAUAGUGCACUACUUUUGACCAGAGUUCAAUGCGAUACCUGGUCAAAAGUAGUCCACUAUAAACGGAGUAGGUUACUAUUUCGGACGUACCCAGGAUGUAGAUAUGGGUCCAAGAUUCUCUAUGACCAGACAAGCUCCCAGUCAAACAAUUGAAAAUAUUUUUGUUUUUUACAGUCAGUCUUCCUUGACUUGUAAACCCUAUUUUGAUAUCUUUUAAAUUUUUUCAUCAUUGUUCUUAAGCAUAUUUUUAGGUACUUUGGUUAGGUCUCAAUGUAGCUACAUUAUCUGACCAUUUGAGGUACUUUGUGUAUAAUGAUGUACAUUUGACAUAUUUAUAAUGCAGUAUGUAAAUAUUGUUUGUUUUUGUUUAAUUUUCCUAUUGUAUUUUUUUCUCUCUUUACGUUCGGAACGUGAGACAAAGCAUAAAGCUAAAGAGUUAGCUGCUGUGUGCUUGGAUGCUUGGCUGACUGUUGACCUAUUCAUCAAACACUCCAAUAAAACUAUGUAGCCUUUCCUGGAUUUGGG